CGUCAACUGUUUGUUUUGAUUUUGUUUUGUACAAAGUUCAUGUUCUGCGAUUGCGCUUCCGAUGACUCCGAUGUUUAAUUGAUUUUGUUCUAUACCACUAAAUAAAGGCCAACCUUUGAACUAUACGAGGUAUCUAUCUAAUCAUAAUUUUAAAUUGGUGAUAAAUAUUCCAAUUUCAACUAUUAUUCAACACCCAUUGGAGUUAAAUAAAAUCUUUAUUCUUGAAGGACAGUCUACAAUAAAAUGUCUCUAAACAGACUUGUUGGUGGUGAUUGCGGUGGCAAUAAUUCUUUGGUUCAGUUAUCUAAUAUCGUCGGUCGAGAUGUGUCUAUUCAGCAGCCAGUAUCUCAGGCCGAUAAAUUCGUUCAAGAAUUCUUGGGCCAAAACUCACAAGUGCCCCAAACAUUCAAUAUGAAUGCAUUGCUCAACAAUAUUACAGAAUUGGAUAAUGUGAACAAAAAUAUACCAACCCAUCUUCCCCAUCAAGUACCGAUGACGAGUAGUCAGCGAAACAUUCCAUGGCAACCUGGGCCAUCUACUUCAUUCAUGCCUCAACAAGGAAUGAUGAGAACAUAUUUUAUGCCACAAAAACCAAUUAUACAGCAACAGCCUGGUGUUAAAAUCGAAUACUUAGAAGAAUCAGAGUUAUCAAAUGAUGAUGUGAAAGCUAAAGCUAAGGAAUAUGUGCAGAAUGUUGAAGAUGAUGAUGAAUUAGCCUACAAUCAGUUCAUGUCAUUUAUGAAGAAAAUCAGUGCAGGCGAGUUAAAUUUAGGAGAUAAUGUUGAAAGUGAACAAAGAAGAGCGACUAGAGAAGAAAUACUAGAUGAAAUGGCUGAAAAGUACAAAGAUGAGUGGGCUAAAUUAAGUGAAACUGGAGACUAUUGGAAUUCAGACUUUACCGGUAUUCCGAAAGAAUAUACUUUCACCGAAGGUAAUAUCAUGUUAGAAAACAAGAAUGCAUUGGAAUUGGGGAAGGAAAAACUUAAAUUGGGAGAUGUUCCGGGAGCAGUUCUUUGUUUUGAGGCAGCAACCCAGCAGACACCAGACUCUGCAGAAGCAUGGUUCCUAUUAGGCACUACACAGGCAGAGAAUGAGCAGGAUCCUGCUGCCAUUGUUGCUCUAAAAAAAUCAUUAGAAAUAGAUCCUAGGCAGCUUGAGGGUUAUAUUACUUUGGCAGCUGCAUAUACUAAUGAAAAUCUGCCUAAAUUUGCAUAUUUAUCAUUAUUGGAUUGGUUAAAAGCCAGCCCUAAGUACAGUGACCUUGUCCCACGGGAUGUGGAUCCUAUGCCAUUAGUAUUGUCAUCAUUGGAGACACUUGUUAAAUCCUUGUAUUUGAAAGCAGUUCAGUUAAACCCGUCUGAAAUAGAUCCAGAUGUUCAGAAUGCAUUGGGAGUAAUAUUUAACCUCAAUCAACAGUUUGAUAAAGCAGUAGAUUGUUUUAAAACUGCCUUGAUGGUGGCCAGUGAUAAUGCUAAAUUGUGGAACAGAUUGGGAGCAACUUUGGCAAAUAGUGAAAGGUCUGAAGAAGCUGUGGAUGCUUACCAUCAAGCUUUAGAAUUGGAGCCUGGAUUUAUAAGAGCUCGUUAUAAUGUUGGCAUCACAUGUAUGAACCUUGGAGCUCACAAACAGGCUGCAGAGCAUUUCUUGGUGGCGUUAAAUCAGCAGAAUAAAUCAAAGAAUUUGAUCCCUAAUGAAUCAGGUAUUGAUAACAGCUCUACUACAAUUUGGACAACACUUAGGAUGGUAUGUUCCUUCAUGGGAGAACAUGAUGUUGCGAAGCUAGUAGAUGAGAGGAAUUUGUCUGAAUUGAAUAAAUUUUUUGACAUAGAAUAAUUUAUUGUAACUGUGAUAAGACUAUUACAAUUAAGUUAUUGUUUUUGUACAUUAUGGUAUUUGUUAUGAAUUAGUUUGAUAUAAUUGGGGUAAAAAAUUAUGGAUUAAUGUAUGGUAUAAUUAUAUAAUAUACAUUUAUGUGCCUA
Plodia interpunctella (Indianmeal moth) is the source of this 1979-nucleotide messenger RNA. It is a transcript of the gene Pex5, whose product is annotated as Peroxin 5. Gene Ontology annotation, molecular function: protein binding. The transcript has a single exon. Gene Ontology annotation, cellular component: peroxisomal membrane; cytosol. Gene Ontology annotation, biological process: protein import into peroxisome matrix, docking. The record is from RefSeq and is a predicted model, not a curated record. Bases 244 to 1833 code for a protein of 529 amino acids. NCBI's taxonomy places the organism in Eukaryota, Metazoa, Arthropoda, Insecta, Lepidoptera, Pyralidae.